Molecule: messenger RNA, 501 nt
Organism: Vicia faba (fava bean)
Lineage: Eukaryota; Viridiplantae; Streptophyta; Magnoliopsida; Fabales; Fabaceae
Source: the annotation of a GenBank genome assembly
AUGAACUCCCACAAACAAACCCUUUUCAGUUAUGACCCUCAAAUAUGGAAACAAGAUCAUAGAACACAAAACAAUAUCAUAGGUGCAUCAUCAUCAUCUUCAAAUAACUCUUCAUCUUUGCCUAAUUUCCGUGGCAGCAGAAACUACAACAAACUGCUUGAGGAUGACGAUCUAGUCUCUACUGUAAUACCUGCUGUUACGGUUGUGUUGGAGGGCCGUUCGAUCUGCCAACGCAUAAGUCUUCAUAACCAUGAUAGCUACCAAAGUCUCGCCAUGGCUCUACGGCAGAUGUUUGUGGAUUGCACCGACGAGGACGGCAGCGGUGGUCAUCAUCAUCUUGAUCUGUCUAAUGCCAUUCCUGGUCAUGUUAUUGCCUACGAAGACAUGGAAAAUGAUCUUCUUCUUGCUGGUGAUCUUGCCUGGAAAGAUUUUGUACGUGUGGCAAAGAGAAUUCGGGUACUUCCGGCGAAGGGAAACUCAAGGAAAAGAAGUAUAAGCUAG